GGCGCAGAAACCAGUAUGGUGGGCAAGCUCGGAAAGCGCUCAGUGCUCUGCAGUUGGAAUUUGCAGAGCUGACUUUCAAAUUCGAGAGACUCUCAUGAACCAAUCCUCAUUGCAAGGGCGCUUGCGUUUCUGCUCUCUUUGUUAGGGCUGUUGCUGAGGUGCUUGAUGCUCUUUGGAGGGCAAUCCUGGCAGAGAGACACGACAAGGUAAUUAGAUCCGCAAAGUGGUACAGGGGAAAAGCGAAACAAUGAGAAGCGAUGAUCCAUUUGAGCGGCUUCCUGACAGCCUGAUACUCGAGCAGAUACUCUCAAAGAUUCCUGAUGUAAGGAGCCUCCAGCGGGUUGCUGCAUCUUGCCGGCGAUUCAGGACGUUGGUUACACAAGUUGACACAAUAGAAUUCGAGUUUCCCAGCCUGAAACUGCUCAAUUGGCCGUGCACGGACCUGGCUACUGCACAGAUGCUGGCCAGGACGGCCAAGGGGUGUCUCAAGAUUUUGAAAGUUGUUCCUCCGACUUCAAGGAUGCCACAAAGAUCUAGCUCUUGAUCUUGGCAGUAAGGUUGAUCUGCGAAGCUUGAUCGUGCGACAAAAUCCUUGGCCCCCAGACGGCACGUCGCCUGUGGAGAGAUUACCGGUUGGAAAGUUUUUGACGAUAUUGAAGCUAACAAAACCUGCAAGACUGAGGGUGCUAGUGAUCCCUUUUGUUGACUACGAUGAACAGAUAACUCGGGACGAGGCCAUUCAGUUUGUUGAGCACAUCACAGGGCUUGAGAGCCUCUACAUUUCUGCCAGCUUUUUGGCAGCUUGCGGACUGAGUUCUCCACCAG
This is a messenger RNA of Klebsormidium nitens, 825 nucleotides long. The record is from the annotation of a GenBank genome assembly. NCBI's taxonomy places the organism in Eukaryota, Viridiplantae, Streptophyta, Klebsormidiophyceae, Klebsormidiales, Klebsormidiaceae.